GCUUCGCCCUCUAAAGCUGUUGGAUUUGUAGUCAUGUGUGGAGGAGAUUGGAGGGCGCUCCUCUAAGAGGAGCUUGUUGUUACAAACCAAAUCAUCGGCCCGAUAAAAAUAGACUAAAAAUAAAUGACAGGAAUCCUGUACACACGUGUUCCUUUAUACUGUAUUUUCUCCAGGCGAUGACCGAAUAUUUUGGAGGCGUUUUGUCAGAACAGAACAGUUUGGUCUUUUUUUUGGGGGGGGGGGGUUCACUUUCCUGAAUCUUGUGCGUCUUUUGUGCUUCAUCUAGAGCUCACAAGGGAAGGAAAAAAACUGUGGAGAAUAAUAAAAGAGCGAAGGGGGGGAGCUGAUUGCCCAGAAGACCAGCGGACCGCGGCGAUGAGAUUGCCAUUGGAAGUGCAAACACAGACACACACUGCACGGCAGAGUUGAAGCGAUCUCAGGCGCGUAUGCGCUGACCGUCUCCCGAGGGCUGACAACUGAGAGCCGAGCGUGUUCGCAGCCUUUUAGUCUAUCAGAUGAAAUGACAAGACACAGCUUGUAGUGGGUGAGGGGAUUAUAAUGAUCGUUUGGGGGCUCGGAGAACUGUAUCGGCAUCACGUGUUGGUUGGUGCUGGCGGCUUUGGCGAUCGCGGGGGCUCCGUGUCAAGUGUCCUUGGUGUAUCCGGAGCUGUGCACAAAGUGCCGAGGACUAGAUGACGGGUUCGCCAAAAUCCGAUGAAGGCAAGACCUCCAUCCGUCACAGGACUAAGGGCAGGGAGAGAGACACUUUAUGCCGUCCAGAAACAGGCGAUCAGAACGCGUUUUGUUUUGAGAUGAGCGCCAGGGGCUUCUCCGCGAAGGAAUUUGCAGACGCUGCGAAAUUGAUCGCUUUUCCAAGCUGGAUGCUUAAAUGAUGUCCGUUUAAGCGGAAUAUAUAUAUAUGUGUGUGUGUGAGAGAGAGAGGAAAAAAAAAAGCAAUAGACCUUUUUGCAUGAUAAGAAAUCAUGACUGAUAAAGAAACAGACGAUUUAAAAUUAUCCAGCUCUGGAUCGCACAUAAUAAGUGAAUCGGCGUCAUUUUUGUUGUUUUCGCUGGUUAUGAAUAAAACAUAAAAGUGGAGCCUUUGGAAAAGAUACGGGACAGGGGUUUCGCUUACUUUCAUAAAGGCUGGCAGAAGGGGUACAGUAUCAAUCCGAUCUGGGAUCCGUGCGCCCCGGAUUGAACGGAAGUUUUUUUGCGUACCGCUGUCCACGGUACCGCUAUCCCCGGCAUGGUUGAGACGCUAAGUAUUGCGAUCAUUGGAGGCCCUGGAGUGGGGAAAACUUCCAUUAUACGUCAAUUUCUGUACAAUGACUUCACUGAGGUUUACACCCCAACCAACUCAAGGUAUGUGUACAGACCUUCAGUGAUUUUGAAUGGUAACAUGUACGAUUUGAAGAUUAUGGAUGUCCCGCCUCUGUCGUCUUUCCCCGCCAGCACAAGCCAGGAGUGGAUGGACCUGCGGUGCAGAGGGGUGCGGAACGCCAAUGCCUACAUCCUGGUCUACGACAUCUGCUGCGUGGAGAGCUUCGAGUACGUGAAAAUGAUCCGGCAGCAGAUUGUGGAGCACAGCCCCCACCGCAGCCCUGCAACACAGGAAGCCUUUUAUUUAUUCAGACGAAUGCCUGCCAUCCCGAUGCUCGUUCUGGCAGGACUUCGCUCCCAUGCAGGUAAAUUAUUAGGUGUGGAUUUCAGUAAAAAAAACAAUGGGGUUGUAGUCCGUUACAUGCUUUAUAAAGAAUAGCUAAAAACUGUCAUGAUCACUGUUGGCAUCAGCUGAUGCCUUUACCCAGUUCACACAGAGCGAUCAAUAAACCGUCAAAAUGCUUACAGUGCUGUAAUAUUAAACAUUGAUUGGAGCAUGCAAAGGAAAUAAGUUAUUGCAAUUGUGACGUAAAGCACAAUGACCAAAACAGAGCGUGAAACACAAACUAAUACAAUCCCUGCAUGCACUGCAGGUUCUACAAGUACACACCUGUAAGUGGAAAUAUACUGUAGCAGUACAGCGCACAGAAAUUAAAGUGACAAGCAACAUGAUAAGACGUGCUAACACUUAAAGCACUAGCUCAUGCUGUUAAGCUUAACAUCCUGUUCGAUAUAUUCAUGUUAGCCUGAAACCCACUGCUGAUGCACGAGAAUUUGCACUCGAAGGCUCUUGAACUUCACUCCUAAGGUUUUCUUUUUUUUUCACUUCACUAAAUGGAACACAGUAUUGGAACAGUGUACAUGGUCACCCUUACACUGCUCUGCAUGUAGUAGUCUGUCAUUAAAGCUGCUUUAGUUUCUGUUUUUUUUCCCGAUUUCUUAAAUUAACUUCUUUCACCCUUUUGAUAUAUUCCAUUUGAGCUUUCGUUUUCCUUAAUAAUGUUCACAGAAUGUUUAUAUAUCCUUUUCAAUGGGCAGCCAGUGGGUGGUUGGCAUUGCU
Messenger RNA from Lepisosteus oculatus (spotted gar), 2443 nucleotides. Lineage: Eukaryota; Metazoa; Chordata; Actinopteri; Semionotiformes; Lepisosteidae. The record is from RefSeq and is a predicted model, not a curated record.